GUUGAAUCCAAUCCAAAAUAUCAGACUGUCGAUGGGGUGAAAAUUCAGACGACUUCUUUUUCGAAUUGUCCCCUUUGAGUUGCGAACAACAAAUUGAUGACUCAACCAUCGUUGGACUGUAGACUUUGCAGAGGGUAAACACAGCUCAGCACUGGUUACGGGAGAGAAAGCACCAAAAAGCCACCGCUACAGGACUCGCUAGCUCUAUUCAGGCCACCGGGGCCACAUUAAAAUCCAUAACCCAGGUCGAUUACUGUUAUAACAGGGUGACUGGCUCCUCAACAAGACCUCCACAGAAGUCAGAGUAUAGGGACUGAUCGGAGGUGCUCAAAGCCCUCUGGCUCGUGGCUUUCACAAUGAAGACGCUCUCUGUCCUUGGCCGUGGGACUCUUGGCGUGUUGGGAAAUGGUAUACGUCAAAGCGGUCCAGGACACACGGCUCGGCACUCCUUCUUGGCCAAAGGCAGAACAUCGGCAGUAUACCUGCUGAGAAGGGGCGAUUGUGCAUCGCUGCAAUUCUCGACCACGUGUCCCCGGAGUGCGCGGAAGUUCGACAGUCGCAAGGAGUUUUGGUGGCCUCUGGAUCUCGGGGAGUAUUUACUCUCCCCCGAGGAGCUUGCCGCGAGGCGUGAUCCCAUAGGCGCAAACAAUGCUAAAGAAGCCGAGGAAGAUGACCAAGGGGCACCCGAUAGGUCUUCAUUUGCGUUUGCUUUUGAUAUAGAUGGCGUGCUCCUCCAUCAAUCCGACCCUCUUCCUGGAGCAAUAGAAACUUUGAAAUUUCUACAUGAAAACAAAAUCCCCUUUAUAUUGCUCACCAACGGCGGGGGCAAGCACGAGCGUGACCGGGUCAGCGAAUUGAGCGAAAAGCUGCAAGUGCCCCUGAGCAUGGACAACUUUGUCCAGUCGCACACGCCCUUCAAUGAUAUGCAGCAUCUCAAGAGGAAGAACAUCCUGGUGACCGGGUCCGACGCCGCCAAGGCCCGCGAGAUUGCUUGGUCCUACGGCUUCGACAAGGUCAUCAUCCCGGCCGACAUCCUCAUGGCCGACCCAAGCAUCUGGCCCUUUGACCCGCUGCUCGAGAGCGUCUACGCCUCGACCGCGCGCCCGCUGCACAAGCCCAUCUACAAAGGGAACCCGUACUCGGAAACGUGGGACCCUAAAAUGUUGAAGAAAAACCUCCGGAUCCACGGCAUCCUCGUCUUCAACGACCCGCGCGACUGGGCGCUUGACUUACAGAUCAUCACGGACCUCUUGCUCUCGCACCAAGGAGUGCUGGGCACCUAUAGCAACAUCAACGGCUUGAACGGCGUGUGGCAGCAGGACGGCCAGCCGGAGAUCUGCUUCAGCAACUCGGACCUGCUCUGGGCGAGCAAGCACCCGAUGCCGAGGCUGGGCCAGGGUGCGUUCCAGGCCGCCGUCGGGGGCGUCUUCAAGGCCAUCAAGGACCAGCUCGGCACCAAAGGUCCGCGACAGGAGCUAUCCCGCGCCAGCCUCGUGGCCACCCGCCUCGGCAAGCCCAUGAUCGGGACGUACAAGUUCGCGGAGCGCGUGCUGAUGGAGCACCGCGCGAGGCUUUUGGGCCCUAGGCAGGCCGACAGCAGGCCGCUCAAGUCCGUGUACAUGAUCGGUGACAACCCGGACAGCGACAUUGCGGGGGCGAAGAACUACACCUACCACCAGAAGAAGACCGGCAAGGCCGGUGCGACAUGGUUCGGCGUUUUGGUCGAGACGGGCGUCUUCAAAUCGCUCGUCAAGGCCCCCAUGCGGCACAAACCCGCCAUCAUCGUCAAAGACGUGUUUAGGGCCGUCAGGUGGGCGCUCGUCCGGGAGAAGUGGCAGGGUCCGUUCCCGACGUGGGCUGGGGCCGAGCCGGAGUUGCCCCGCGUUCGCAAGCGCAGGACGAAGCAAGAAGCUGAAGAGGCGGAAAAUCCGAUUCAAAACGAUAGGGAGAAUGUGGCGAAGGAAGAGUUGCCUGAGGGUGAUGAGAAUGUGGUGGAGCGAAAGCUUGUUGAUGAUGUCAAGAAAGUCGUGGAAGAGGGAGAGGCGACCAAAGAAGGGAAGUAACGGUAAUAUUGGUCACCUGGAGUGUCAGCUGUAGGAUAGUGGUU
This is a messenger RNA of Pyricularia grisea, 2107 nucleotides long. RefSeq lists its product as uncharacterized. The coding region runs from base 357 to 2063 and encodes 568 amino acids. NCBI's taxonomy places the organism in Eukaryota, Fungi, Ascomycota, Sordariomycetes, Magnaporthales, Pyriculariaceae. Gene Ontology annotation, cellular component: mitochondrion. Gene Ontology annotation, biological process: glycerophospholipid biosynthetic process. The transcript has 2 exons. The record is from RefSeq and is a predicted model, not a curated record.